GUGACGAGGAAGAUGCAUCGAUCAGACAACACAUCUCACUGAUUCACGCAAGUAUUCCUGGUGAUGACUCGGAAACGAAACCGAAUCGACGUUACAGAUUACAAUUCGUCAGUGGCGCAGAUCCGUCAGAAACUGCAUGGAUUCCGGCAAUGCGAUCAGUAAUCGAUCAGCGCAUAGCUGAUGAACAACCACCGCGACCGGUCGGGAACGCAGAUCAACGGACUGAUUAUCAACAGCAACAACAGCAGCAACAGUAUGUAUCAUCAGAGCAGCAGGCCACUAUCACAGAACAGCAGAAGCAAGAGGUAGUUGUUGUGCUAUCUUUAUAUUUGGCAGUGGAUUGGCACGCUGAGCAUCAAGAGCCAUUGUUGAUGGCACAUGUUGAAGAGUCCAUCCCAAGUGACAUGUCGUCAAAGUCGACUACAAAUCAGAUUUCGAAUGAGGCAAAGCCACGAAUGUCUCCGGCCGGUGGUGCUGUCGCAAGAGUUGGUGGUGGUGAGCAUCAUCAACAUCAUAUCCUGCAUCAACGUCGAACCAGUACAAACGCAACGCCUGCCUCCACAGCCGGACAGUCGCAGAUGGCUUUUCCUCCGUCUAUGCCUCCAACCGGGAAUGUGCAUUCAUCUCAUCAUCAGACGGCCUCAAUGCGUGAUCAGCAGCAAUCUGCCAAUGCGCCACAUCAGAAUACGGCGACCUCAGCACAAGCUCAUGCCAAUGCCAUGUCAAAUAUGAUGCCGUCAAAUGAGGCAAUGGGGCAGCCGCCGCAGUUAUAUACCGCAGAAACUGGACGUGAUUCUUCGUAUAUGGCGGCGAAAGGUGGUGGUGGUCAGCAGCAGCAGACACAUGCAAUGUUUUGGCAGGGUGAAGAGGCGAACAUUCGAACGGCGAGUCGAGACGGGAGAGAGGAGGAUUCAAGCGAAUCGCAUUUCACUGUAGUGCCGAGUGAUACGACAUCGGCAUCAUCUGCGAUGACAAAUCAACAGUUGAAUAUGAUGGGUGGUGGAUACGAUGGUACGCAGAUGGGUAUGACGGCAAACAGCAGAUCGCAAGAUCAAGUGGAAGAAGAUCAAAUGACUGAUGCUGGGUUCACUGGUAUAACCACAACAAUGACGGCAACAAGGACUAGUAAUAGCAGUACGAGUGUUAAUGAAUCGACGUAUAGAAAGCACUCAGGUACGAAUGAUGCCUCAGGAACGCCGACAACAACAGCGGGCAUGGUGUCGCCUUAUUCACAAAUGAACGAUAGUGUUUUCACGCCGACUGUUGUCUCAAAGCAGCCACAAACAGCUCCAUCUGCAGCUAGAAUGCCCCCGCAGCCGCCAUCGGUAAAUGCACCCCAAAUGCCGCAGAUGGGCCAGGCACAGGCAUCGUCGUCGAGCGAAAAUGAUGUCCGUAGCGGGCAAAUGAACUCUUCUGCUGCGGCAAAUGCUGGAGGAGCAAACGGAGCACACCAACAAAAUCAUCAAAGUAGUGGUGGAGGUAUAUUCAGUAUUUUGAAAGCAAAGAUUGUGAAAGCAAUCCCAACCGGACACGAGAUGAUUUUGCCGGAUGAUAAGAACCCAUCGAUCGUAUGGGAUCCAGUCUUGAACAAAUAUGUUGGUGCCGGGGUUGAAGAGGAACCUAUCAAUACACCACCACCGUCUACGGCCAAUUCGGGCUUAUUCGAAUCAAUGUCGACGCACGGAUCCAGCGGUGGACUGCGAGCUGCACGAGUUAGUGGAGGUGAAUUGAUUUUUCUUCUGAUUGUGAUUCGAUCGCGAUACUUCAAUCCGUUGAAUGAUGCGAGUUCGUCAUCGGCGCAAACCCUUUCGCAAUCACCCGUACCAGUAAUGCAAAUGCCUGUGCCGACAACUAGUUUUGGUUUUAUACCCUCUAUGCCAGGUGAGUAG
Molecule: messenger RNA, 1889 nt
Organism: Anisakis simplex (herring worm)
Lineage: Eukaryota; Metazoa; Nematoda; Chromadorea; Rhabditida; Anisakidae
Source: the annotation of a GenBank genome assembly